Messenger RNA from Cylicostephanus goldi, 320 nucleotides. Lineage: Eukaryota; Metazoa; Nematoda; Chromadorea; Rhabditida; Strongylidae. The record is from the annotation of a GenBank genome assembly.
AUGACACCAAAAUCAACAGUCGAGCGUCAUAUUUCGUCCGGGUCGCCAAAUCUUUCCCCAUCCGGACCACGGAAUCUUUUUUCUUUCCGUCCCUGGAUGGCUGAAACUGUCACAUUGAAAGAUGCUUUGGGGAAUGUAGAACUGUUGGAAGAUCUGAUUCUCCCCGAUGACCAACCUUCGAUUGAGGCUCGCCCUCUCCCAUUACUAUGCAGGACUAAUUUUGACACCAAUUUUGAGGAUAGGAAUGCGUUUGUGACCGGGGUUUCCAAGUAUAUUGAAGAAGCUACACGUCAUGCUCUUUUCGUGGGUUUUUACUGAGU